Messenger RNA from Malaclemys terrapin pileata, 6925 nucleotides. It is a transcript of the gene PPFIA1, whose product is annotated as PTPRF interacting protein alpha 1. Gene Ontology annotation, biological process: synapse organization. NCBI's taxonomy places the organism in Eukaryota, Metazoa, Chordata, Testudines, Emydidae. The record is from RefSeq and is a predicted model, not a curated record. Bases 1560 to 5351 code for a protein of 1263 amino acids. Gene Ontology annotation, cellular component: presynaptic active zone. The transcript is spliced from 31 exons. Gene Ontology annotation, molecular function: protein binding.
AGGAGAGUCUCGAACCUGCAACCUCGCAACGUGGAGGAGACCCGGAAAGGGGACAGCGGCUCCGUGAGCCCCUGGCGCCGCGCGGUGCAUUCUGGGACCCGCACUGAUUUGGGCCCGAGCCGCGGAGGGCGCCGGGACGAGCGGUAGCGGCUGAGGGGACGCGAGGCAGCGGUGUCGGCGCUACUAGAAGCGGCGGGUUCGGGGCCCGGCCGGCCGCACGGAGAGAAGGCUGCCCACCCCAGCUGCCGCCCCCAGGGCCGCGGGGACAUCGUUGGGCCCAGGCCGCCGCCGGGGCACGGAGCGGCACCUACCCGGCCUCGGCCAGUCCCGCACUGGCCACCGUGGAGGUGGCGGCGGACGGAGCCGGGCCAGGCCAAGAGAGAUCCGAGCGCCAGGAACAACCUCUGCCCCGGGGACCAGGAGAGAGAACAGCCCCCGGCGGCCGGGCCCCCUCUGCAAGUCCGGCUCCCUUCUCCGGGACCCAGGAAGCCCCAGCCCGACUCCUCGCUAAGGCUUCCGGGAGCCGAGACUACUCCAGCCGCUCAGGGGAGCGAGGCCUCCGGGAAAGGGGCCCUUCCCCAGGCCGGCGCUCCCCUGGGGCCUCCGGCAGGGGAAAAGCCUCCUAUCUACUUCCUAAUCCACUCUCGCAACUCGAGUCUCCUGAGAGGUUGGGGCCUCUGGGGAGAGGAGAACAACCCCAACAUCGCAGGGACCUCGGUUCCAAACCAUCGAUCUCUCCCCCAGUUAGUCAGUCUCUAGGUCCCGGGACCUACCUGUUCCCCCCGCCUCGUGGGAUACCCUGUUGUUUAGUUUUAGAGAGAGGACUGCUUACUGGGCUGGAUCAGGACAUCUCAGCGCCGGAGCCUCUUCUGAAGAGUCAUUGGUGUGAGUGUAAUUGGAUGGAACAAUAACCCAAAGUACAAAUACCCCAACAGCCCCUCCCGACUUUCAAAACAGCAUCCAGCGGCACCCACCACUGGGAUUAUAAAUGUGUGAGAGAAGACCCAGGAAACCGAGGGAAGGAAAGGAUCCUACCGUUACUAACAGAGGGGGGGAAAGAGAGAGUUUUUCUAAAUACCCCACAAGAAAAGCUAUUCCCUCUUUUUUUCUAUUUUUACUCUUUUGAAUAAUGCGAUUGUGACCUUAGAGGGAUUUCUGAACCAUGCACUGUUGAAGCUUGUUGCACCAGCAGGAUAGAAGUGACUUUGCCUUUGCACAUGUUUCCCCCACCUGGGCUGUUGCAGGAACUGUGGGCCAUCAGUAGAGAGAAGGGAAGCUGAGACUGCUUUGUUUGCACUCAUUCUUUUUUGCCUUGGGGACUUCACAGGCCGGCUGAAACCAUUGCUGCUCCUCCUGGACCUAUUCUUUGCUCAGCAGUUUUAUUUAUUCUUUUGUGUGGGGGGUUGUUUAGUAAAUGGACAUUGUACCCAAGGUGGAUGGCUAAUCUACAGUCUGAAAGGUGUCUGGGGAUCACACAAAGCUGCUAAAAGAACAGGAAAGUUCUGGGGUUGCUGGAAUUUUGGGGGCUGUUUUCAAGCCAUUUUGUUUCUUCGAACAAGAUGAUGUGUGAGGUGAUGCCAACCAUCAGCGAGGCAGAGAUUCCCUCUGGAGGAAAUGGAGGCCAUGGUUCAGGCUCUCCUUUACAGUCGGAUGCUGAUUCUCAUUUUGAGCAGUUAAUGGUAUCCAUGUUGGAGGAAAGGGAUCGACUUCUGGACACACUAAGAGAGACUCAAGAAACGCUAGUAUUGACCCAGGGCAAGCUACAUGAAGUCAGUCAUGAAAGAGAUUCCUUGCAGAGACAGCUCAAUACAGCACUUCCACAGGAGUUUGCAGCACUUACUAAAGAGCUUAAUGUAUGCAGGGAACAGCUCCUUGAAAGGGAAGAAGAAAUUGCUGAACUGAAAGCAGAAAGAAAUAAUACAAGGCUGCUAUUAGAACAUUUGGAAUGUCUAGUCUCCAGACAUGAGCGGUCCCUUAGAAUGACUGUUGUAAAGAGACAGGCUCAGUCUCCAGCAGGAGUGUCUAGUGAAGUUGAAGUUCUCAAAGCACUAAAAUCACUAUUUGAACAUCACAAAGCCCUUGAUGAAAAGGUAAGGGAAAGAUUACGAGUAGCACUUGAAAGGUGUAGUUUGUUGGAAGAAGAACUAGGUACUACGCAUAAAGAGUUAAUGAUUCUGAAAGAGCAAAACAAUCAGAAAAGAACACUAACUGAUGGGGUGCUGGAUAUAAAUCAUGAUCAGGAAAAUACACCAAGCACAAAUGGGAAGAGAUCUUCUGAUGGUUCUUCAAGCCACGAUGAAGACCUUGCUAAAGUUCUAGAACUCCAAGAAAUUAUAGACAAGCAGACCAACGAGCAAGGCCAAAUGAAGGAACGUCUCACUGCUCUUUCUAGCAGAGUAACAGAGCUGGAAGAAGAUCUUGACACAGCUAGAAAAGAUUUAAUAAAAUCAGAAGAAAUGAAUACAAAGUUGCAAAGAGAUGUACGAGAGGCCAUGGCCCAAAAGGAAGACAUGGAAGAGAGAAUUACAACUCUUGAAAAACGCUACCUCGCCGCACAGCGUGAAGCUACGUCUGUGCAUGACCUCAAUGAUAAACUUGAAAAUGAAAUUGCUAAUAAAGACUCCAUGCACCGACAAAGUGAAGAUAAGAACCGACAGUUGCAAGAACGACUGGAACUGGCUGAGCAAAAGUUGCAGCAAACUUUGAGAAAAGCUGAGACUUUGCCUGAGGUGGAGGCUGAACUGGCACAGAGAGUUGCAGCACUUUCAAAGUCUGACCCUUUGUCUUCUGGGAACUCUGCUGCUAAAGAGGCUAAACUGUUGGAACUUGCCUCCAAGUUUAGGAAGGCUGAGGAGAGACAUGGCAACAUUGAAGAACGGUUACGACAGAUGGAAGCACAAUUGGAGGAAAAGAAUCAGGAAUUGCAAAGGGCUAGACAAAGAGAGAAGAUGAAUGAAGAACAUAAUAAACGUUUAUCAGAUACUGUUGAUAAACUUCUGUCUGAAUCCAAUGAAAGACUUCAGCUUCAUCUCAAGGAAAGGAUGGCUGCUCUGGAAGAUAAGAACUCUCUUCUUCGAGAAGUUGAAAAUGCAAAGAAGCAAGUAGAGGAUCUUCAACAUGAAAAGGAUCAACUGGUACUAAAUAUUGAAGCAAUGAGGGCCGAAAAUGACCAAAUGAGGAUCAGAGCCACUUCUCUUCACCAUAGCCGACCACAUUUGGGUAGUGUACCAGAUUUCAGAUAUCCGAUGACACCAUUAUCUGUCGCUGACAGUCAUACGGAUCCCUAUAGCACCUCAUCAGUGUUAAGACGGCCCCAGAAAGGGCGUUUGGCAGCUCUACGAGAUGAACCUUCAAAGGUUCAAACCCUUAAUGAACAGGAUUGGGAACGUGCACAACAAGCAAGUGUGUUGGCAAAUGUAGCACAAGCAUUUGAGAGUGAUGUUGAUGUCUCGGAUGGUGAAGAUGACAGAGAGACUAUAUUCAGUUCAGUCGAUCUUUUGUCACCUAGUGGUCAGGCUGAUGCUCAGACUCUAGCCAUGAUGCUUCAAGAGCAAUUGGAUGCAAUUAACAAAGAGAUUAGAUUGAUACAAGAAGAAAAGGAAAAUACGGAGCAGCGAGCAGAGGAAAUUGAAAGUCGAGUUGGUAGCGGGAGUCUAGAUAACAAUGGACGAUUUCGGUCAAUGAACUCCAUUCCCCUUCCUUUUAUUGGUGGGACCCUCGCUGGUUCCUCUCCUCCUGGUAGUGGCCGUUCCACACCAAGGCGGAUCCCACAUAGUCCAGCUCGGGAAGUGGACAGACUAGGUAUUAUGACACUAUCUCCAGUUUCUGGAGAAGAAGUACGAGAUGACAAGACCACAAUAAAAUGUGAGACAUCACCACCAUCUUCACCUCGAUCUCUGCAUUUGGAUAGAGUCCAUAAAGGAGCUUUGCAUACAUUGAGCCACGAAGACAUCAGGGACAUAAGAAAUUCUACAGGUUCUCAAGAUGGGCAAGUAAGCAACCCCAGUAGCAGUAAUAGUAGCCAGGAUUCCCUUCACAAAGCCCCUAAAAAGAAGGGGAUCAAAUCUUCUAUAGGUCGCUUAUUUGGUAAGAAAGAAAAGGGUCGACCUGGACAAACCAGCAAAGAAUCUUUGGGACAAGUUGGCUUGGCAGAAACAGACAAUUCAUCUCAAGAUGCCUUAGGACUCAGCAAACUUGGGGGACAGGCAGAAAAAAAUAGAAAACUACAGAAAAAACAUGAAUUGCUUGAGGACGCUAGAAGGCAAGGUCUGCCUUUUGCACAAUGGGAUGGCCCUACUGUGGUGGUGUGGCUAGAGUUAUGGGUAGGGAUGCCAGCAUGGUAUGUGGCCGCUUGCCGAGCAAAUGUGAAAAGUGGUGCCAUCAUGUCUGCCUUGUCUGAUACGGAAAUACAGCGUGAAAUUGGAAUCAGUAAUCCUUUGCACAGGUUGAAACUGAGGCUUGCCAUUCAAGAGAUCAUGUCACUAACAAGUCCAUCUGCCCCUCCUACGUCAAGAACGACCACGGGAAAUGUCUGGGUAACACAUGAAGAAAUGGAAAAUCUUACAGCCACGCCACAAACGGAAGAUGAGGAGGGAAGCUGGGCUCAGACUCUAGCAUACGGUGAUAUGAACCAUGAGUGGAUUGGCAAUGAGUGGCUCCCCAGUUUGGGGCUCCCUCAAUACCGCAGCUACUUCAUGGAAUGUCUUGUUGAUGCUAGAAUGCUAGAUCACUUGACUAAGAAAGAUCUCCGUGGACAACUUAAAAUGGUUGACAGUUUUCAUAGAAACAGUUUCCAGUGUGGUAUUAUGUGUUUGCGAAAAUUAAAUUAUGACCGAAAAGAACUUGAAAGAAGAAGAGAAGAAAGCCAGAAUGAAAUAAAAGAUGUUCUUGUAUGGAGCAAUGACCGAAUGAUUCGCUGGGUACUGUCAAUCGGUCUUAAAGAAUAUGCAAAUAACCUUAUAGAAAGUGGAGUUCAUGGUGCACUUGUGGCCUUAGAGGAAACUUUUGAUUUCAAUGCAUUAGCUUUAUUAUUACAAAUACCUACUCAGAACACACAGGCUCGUGCUGUUUUGGAGAGAGAAUUUAAUAACCUUCUUGUUAUGGGCACUGACAGGAGAUUUGAAGAGGAUGAUGAUAAAAGCUUUAGACGAGCACCUUCGUGGAGAAAGAAGUUUAGACCAAAGGACGUAAGAGGCUUAGCUGCUGGAUCUGCAGAGACUCUUCCUGCAAACUUCAGAGUUACCUCCUCAAUGUCUUCACCUUCUAUGCAGCCAAAGAAGAUGCAAAUUGAUGGCAAUGUAUCAGGAACACAAAGGCUGGAUUCCACUACAGUAAGGACUUACUCCUGUUAAAGGCGUCUGUUGUUUACCCACACUAUUUCUACCGGUGAUAUGCAGCAUUUUGAACGCAAAGACCAUAUUUUAGAAAUCAGUGGAAUCUUUAAUUUGUUAAUACUUGUUAAAAGGACACUUUGAGAUAUUUUAUUACAGAGUUUUUAAUUAGCAAAUAAAUUCAUGAGUACCAUAGAGAAAAUAUUUUAGAAUUAAAUGUUUCUUAUAUUUAAGUAAACCUAUGUGACUUUUCAUUUAUAUAGUUACUUACCUUUUCCAUCUGUAUUCAGUCUUUAAAUCAAAUCCUUGCUGAUUUUAUCCUUAAUUUGUUAGUCUUUCCAACUGAAUGUACUGUAAUGCUUGUAAGUAUAUGUCCCUAUCAGCAAUAUAGGGCUUUUGUAAAUUAUGCAGUUAUUGUAAUUAUCAUUGGGUUUUUUAAUAAUGAAACUGAAGGUGAAAAGGAUUUUACUGUCUUUGUAAAAGUAUCAUGACACCAAGCAGUAUAUAUUUUCUUUUUUGGAAAUAUUAACUAGUUCUAAAAAUUAAAUAAACCAGCCUUUUUUAGAUAAACAUUGAGAUAAACGUUUUAGUAAGCAGGUCUAAUAGAUUUUUUUUUUCUGUUGAUAGUUGUACCUUUUUCACAAAGAAAAUUUGUCAGGUAGUGUGAAUUUGUCUUCAUUUAAUGCUUUAGUACAUUUUUAAAACGGGGGAACACUAUAACACUAUGGAACAUGUUUUAGAAUUGGUUAACUCUUUCAUAACUUCCAGUCUGCUGUAUUUGUAUAGCAUGUCUUUACAAUGACUGAACAUAAGCCAUAAACUGAGAAAUGUUUUCUCUCAGCCAAGGAAGAAGGACUUCAUAAUAGCUCCUGUUAGUAAUCCACAGGCCACAAAAAGUGCUUUCCUCCCAUAUCCGUUUGAUUAAAAACAUUUGUGGAAAGACACUGAUGCAACUAUUCUUAGCGGACCAAUCAUGAAGCACUGCAGUCUAAUGUAAAAAAAGAUAGUAAAAGAUGAAGGCACAGUAUGCUGAAGAAUAAAUAAAGUAGUGCAACUUCUAAUAAAGGCCUUAUUUUUCCUAUGUAAGUCAUCUUUUUGCAUUCGUUUGUAAACUUGUUCUAAAAAUUUGUCCAGAUUUUUUAAAAUUUUUGAUGGUUGUAGCUAUUUCAGGCUUUGCGUAGACAAUGUAUCAUUGAAUGGCACAUUAAAAAGCCAGUAAGAAAUCUGUUCAGGUCAUGGUGCAUUAUUUAUUAUGCAACAAUAUAUAUAGCAUGUCUUUUUUUUCUUUUUUUCCCCCCCUUGUUUGGUUUCUUCUCUUUAGUUUAUUUGUACAACUGAAAUUCAUUGUUACUGUUUCAUGUUUUUUCUAAUAAUCUUUUGUGUACUUCUGAUUAUGUAACGAAGUAUGUACAGCCUAAGUACUUUGAACUAUUUUUACCACAGUAUUAUUUAUUGCUUUCUUUCAAUAAAGCUCUGAAGCAUUUUCCACUGCCAAUAAAACGCUAUUGAAAAAACUAAGAUGUAAUCGUAUGCAAAAAUGAAGCUAUUUUUUGUGAUGAGUGCUGGAGAGUUGUCAAUAAAGUAUCUUAACAAUU